GAAAAAACAUGGAAAGUGGUGCAGUUCUGCUGGAAUCCAAAUCCUCACCGGCUAACCUUCUGCAUGAAAUGCAUCAACUACGCCUUCUGGGUCACCUGUGUGACGUGACCGUGAGCGUGGAGUACCAGGGUGUCCGCGAAGAAUUCAUGGCCCAUAAGGCGGUGCUGGCAGCCACCAGCAAAUUUUUUAAGGAAAUGUUCCUUAAUGAGAAGACUAUGGAUGGUACUAGGACUAAUGUCUACUUACAUGAAGUGCAAGUUGUUGACUUUGCUUCAUUUCUUGAGUUUGUCUACACCGCAAAGGUACAGGUGGAAGAAGAUCGGGUGCAGCGAAUGCUGGAAAUGGCUGAAAAGCUAAAAUGUUUGGACUUAUCAGAAACUUGUUUUCAAUUAAAGAAACAGAUGUUAGAGUCGGUACUUUUGGAGUUGCAGAAUUUCUCUGAGUCUCAGGAGGUGGAAGGGAGCAGUGGCUCCCACGGCAGUGCUACUUCUGACGCUGGGGCAAGUGUGGCUGUGGACAGUCCUUUCACCAAUGGCCUUGUGGACUCCUUAGCUCCUCCAGUGCAGAGAAUCAGCAACGGUACGUUGCCAGAUCUGUCCCCAAGGAAGUCCAAAGAAAAAGCAGACAAGAAGAAAGAUGGAGUUAAGCCUUCCUACCCCAAAGUCAGAAGAGCUAGUGGACGGCUGGCAGGCAGAAAGGUGUUUGUGGAAAUUCCUAAGAAGAAAUACACAAGAAGACUCCGAGAGCAGCAGAAAAGUGCUGAGGAUGAUGCGGGGGACUACAGGUGUACCCAACACCCCAGCCCAGACACUGUGGGGGCAGAGGAUGAGCCAGUGACAAAAAGUGAGGAUUUCAGUGCUGGAGUGGAGGUCGGGGAGGCGCUGCAGAAGGCAGGGCAGGUGGGGGAGGAAGAGGAAGAAGGGGAGGAGGGGGAGGAGGAGAAGAGGAAGAGCAACUUUAAGUGUACCAUCUGCGAAAAGUCCUUUCUGUAUGAGAAGAGCUUCCUGAAGCACAUCAGGCACCAUCACGGUGUGGCCACGGAGGUGAUUCACCGCUGUGACACCUGUGGCCAGACCUUCGCCAAUCGCUGCAACCUGAAGAGCCACCAGCGCCACGUGCACAGCAGUGAGCGCCACUUCCCGUGUGAGCUCUGCGGGAAGAAAUUCAAGAGGAAGAAGGACGUCAAGCGGCACGUGGUGCAGGUUCACGAGGGGGGUGGCGAGCGGCACCAGUGCCAGCAGUGCGGCAAGGGCCUGAGCUCCAAGACGGCCCUGCGGCUCCACGAGCGGACCCACACCGGCCACAAGCCCUACGGCUGCACCGAGUGUGAGGCCAAGUUCUCACAGCCCUCGGCACUGAAGACCCACAUGAGAAUUCAUACAGGGGAAAAACCUUUUGUCUGUGAUGAAUGUGAGGCAAGAUUCACUCAGAACCACAUGCUGAUUUAUCAUAAAAGGUGUCACACAGGUGAAAGACCUUUUAUGUGUGAAACAUGUGGCAAGAGUUUUGCUUCUAAGGAGUAUUUAAAACAUCACAAUAGAAUCCAUACUGGAUCCAAACCCUUUAAAUGUGAAGUUUGUUUCAGGACUUUUGCCCAGCGGAAUUCACUUUACCAGCAUAUUAAAGUCCACACAGGGGAACGUCCCUAUUGUUGCGACCAGUGUGGUAAGCAGUUCACCCAGCUCAAUGCUCUCCAGCGUCACCAUCGGAUCCACACGGGAGAGAAGCCGUUCAUGUGUAACGCAUGUGGAAGGACAUUUACUGACAAGUCCACUCUCCGGAGGCACACCUCAGUUCAUGACAAGAAUACGCCAUGGAAGUCCUUCCUUGUUAUUGUGGAUGGCUCACCCAAGAAUGAUGAAGGGCAUAAGACUGAACAGCCUGAUGAAGAAUAUGCAUCAUCCAAACUUUCAGAUAAAUUGCUGUCUUUUGCUGAAAAUAACCAUUUUCACAACCUGGCCACAGUCCCAGGCAGCGUAUCUACUGUGCAUGAGAAUAGUUCUGCCAACACAGCCUGCAAGUCGGACAAUUCUGUGGUGUCCCAGGACGCUCUGCUGGCCACCACCAUCAGUGAGCUUAGUGAGCUGACACCACAGACAGACUUGAUGCCCACACAACUUCACUCACUGACCAGCAUGGAAUAUGCUUGAAGUGACCUGCUAGGCAGGCCCCAUCCUGCAUCUCGUGUGAUAGUGUGUGCAAGGUGAUAUGUCAGGAGCCACGAAAAAGAACCAUCUGUAGGCAAAGAAGUGGGUAUUCAAGAACGGCUUCUGAUUUUCCACAAUUCCUGAUAACUUGCACGCUUUUAACAAAGCAUUUUUGAAGCUUUUCCUUAAAAAUCCUGAUCUGCACGACCUCAGCUACACUUUAUCAACACAUAAGGCAAUUAACAUAACCUCACUUAAUUCUGGUGUAGGCUGCUAUAUGCGUUAAUCAUUCUAAUGCUUGAUUGUCUUGAUGUUUAUGAAGCUUAAUUAUUUACCUGAGUACACAGCAUUGAUCCACUCAAGAACUUGCUUUUAAUGGUCUCUCUAGUCUCUCAGCCUGCCUUAUACUUCCAGGUGGGUGUAUUUCUCUGAUACUUUUAAGAUAGUUUUCUACCAAGCUGAAAUAAAACUGGGGCCACGUAUUUUUAAUUGUUUCUUUCCUGCCGAAUUGAAGCAAAUCAGAUUUGCUCUAAGCACCCUUGAAUGGAACUGAAGAAAUGAAUUAUUGCAUUCACCCCUUCUACUCCCCCAACCCCACACUAAAAUAAAGGAAUGGCAAAUUGAACACCUACAAAAUAGUUUAGUAUAGCCCCUACUAACAGCAUAUGUGUGGCUAGGAAAUUUGUCAUAAAAUAGCUUUUGAAAUGAGGCUGUUCAUUUUCCUUCCUAAAAACCUGAUAAGGUAAAAGUUGUCCUACCAAAGAUUUUAGUAGCAAACUAGUAUUUUUCUUUUUGCAAAGAGGUACGAAAAAUUAAGCAAGAGGCUUUAGAACACUUGAAACUUACGUAGUUAUUUUACUGACGAAUAGCAAUGAGGUGAUUGUGGCUAACCUUAGAGCACAGAGUAUUAGUAUUUCUGCCUGUUUUUUCUGAUUUAAUUUUCGUGAUUUUCAGAAAAUCAGAACUUUCUCAUGGCCAAAUCAAGAGCUAGAAACAGGCAUGUAAAGGUCACACAUUUGUUUCCUUGGGAGUAUGCGAGAAUAGAGCAGAAGGGACCAAAAGCCUUGGCACGCAUCCUUGAUUAUGCCUUAAAAGUAGAUUGUGAAGAACCAAUACUUGUCUUAAAUGCUCCUUUGGCUGUCUCAUGCUGGACUUUACAAUGAAGAAGUAAUUCUGCUGUAUUUGCUAAGCUUAAUUCUUGGUUCCAGUGGCUUUUGUAUAUAGUCGUGACUCAUAUGUAACCCUAAACAUAUUAAUUUAACCACAACCUUAAAGUCUUUUGUUUACCAGUU
Eptesicus fuscus (big brown bat) is the source of this 3439-nucleotide messenger RNA. RefSeq names its product GDNF inducible zinc finger protein 1 (gene GZF1). The coding region runs from base 9 to 2150 and encodes 713 amino acids. The record is from RefSeq and is a predicted model, not a curated record. The transcript is spliced from 5 exons. Gene Ontology annotation, molecular function: protein binding. Lineage: Eukaryota; Metazoa; Chordata; Mammalia; Chiroptera; Vespertilionidae. Gene Ontology annotation, biological process: negative regulation of transcription by RNA polymerase II; regulation of immune system process; regulation of cytokine production.